Molecule: messenger RNA, 1417 nt
Organism: Aspergillus melleus
Lineage: Eukaryota; Fungi; Ascomycota; Eurotiomycetes; Eurotiales; Aspergillaceae
Product: oxidoreductase, short chain dehydrogenase/reductase family
Exons: 5
Coding region: 287-1240 (317 amino acids)
Cellular component (GO): cytosol
Molecular function (GO): oxidoreductase activity
Source: RefSeq, a predicted model, not a curated record
CCUACAUCAGUACGUAAUGACAAACUAAAGGAUGCACUUGAAUACUACCGAUGCUCUAUACUUCGGUCCUGACAACCAUUCGGAAAAGAGUCCGAUCGGGCAAACCUUCAGCCGACAGGAGCAGGAGCCCCGCUGCGCCGAAGCCGAAUCACAGCAAGAGUUUCCCCGCACGUCAUCGCCUGCCUAUGAUAUAAAAGACUGUAUCCACGACCCCUCGAAUCCGCGGGAAUUUUGAUCUUUUUUGUUUAGCUCUUGUCUCUCCUAGAAUCCCAAUUCAAUCUACUUUAUGAAAUUCCUCCGAGCGAGUUUCAAUUCAAUUAGACUCCUCCCGCGCUUCGUCUCCCCAUCUCCUCUCGGAAUCCUACACUCCGCAUUCCCUCGAACGAACCCCAACCCGUUCCGCGAACCGGCAUUUCUCAGACGCUCAAUGGCCACCGCAAUGGCAAAGCGCCUCGAAGGCAAGACGAUCCUCGUCACCGGCGCAUCGUCGGGAAUCGGUCGCAGCACCGCGCUCGAGUUCGCGCGCACCUCGCCCAAGAACCUCAAGCUGAUCGUGACGGCGCGACGUCUCGAGUCCCUGAACCAGCUGGCGCAGGAUAUCACGCAGGAGGUUGGUGAGGGUGUUAAGGUUCUGCCUGUGAAGUUGGACGUCAGCAACCCCGAGGAGAUCAAGAGCUUUGUGUCGUCGCUGCCGGCCGAUUUCCAGGAGAUUGACGUUCUGGUUAACAAUGCUGGGCUCGUCAAAGGCGUCGCCAGGGCUCCUGAGAUUGCCACCGAGGAUAUCGACACCAUGUUCACUACCAACGUCAACGGCCUGAUCAACAUGACCCAGGCCAUCCUGCCGAUUUUCCAGAAGCGCAGCGACGGAGGCCGUGGUGACAUCAUCAACAUCGGCAGCAUUGCUGGCCGCGAGGCCUACCCCGGAGGCAGCAUCUACUGCGCCACCAAGGCGGCGAUCCGGGCCUUCACGGACGCGCUGCGAAAGGAGCUGAUCGCGUCGAGGAUCCGCAUCAUCGAGAUCGACCCGGGGCAGGUGGAGACGGAGUUCUCGGUUGUUCGAUUCUACGGUGAUAAGAGCAAGGCUGAUGCAGUCUAUGCAGGCUGCGAGCCCCUCACACCCGACGACAUCGCCGAAGUCGUUGUCUUCGCUGCCGGCCGCCGCGAAAACGUCGUGAUCGCUGACACUCUGAUCUUCCCCAGCCAUCAGGCCUCCCCUACCGCUGUGCACAAACGGUCUUAAAUCUAGGCUGUAGCCAAUAUCUGACCGAAAAUAGGCACCUAUAUAAACAAUUCACGUAGAACCCACCAUUUAGACAGGAAACUUGGCCAUGAAUAAUGUAUCACAUUGCAUCAUAUUAUAUUGCAAAUCCCGCAACCCAACCAAAUCAAGCUGAGACAAUCACCCGAUGUGUAUGUC